AUGCUGGGUCGUUCUGCUGGGUGCAAGAUCUCCUCACAGUUCCCCUCAAACCUCUCCGGCAUCGCGGAGGGGGAGGAGGAGGAAGUCCAACUGACUGAGGGGGAGGUCACAGGCUCAGAGGACAUGGAGCAGGUAAAUCAGGAUCAUGUGAAGAUCGGAGAGGGCAAAUAUGUGACCAAGAAGUCCCUGCUGUCUCAUCUCAAAACUUACAACAUGUACUAUGAGGGGCAGUCACUUCAGCUUCGCCACAGAGAGGAGGAAGGAGAGGGGCUGAUUGUGGAAGGGUUGCUCAACGUCUGCUGGGGACUGCGACGGCCAAUCAGAUUACAGAUGCAGGACGACGUUGAGCGAAUCAGGUCGCCACCAUCACCUGUAGAACUGCCAUCAGAAGACAAGACAGACUUCACCAAGAAGGCUAGUCUGAAACUGCCCGCUAUCAAGGUCACUAGCCCACUGGACCAGUCAGAAGGCUCUGCUGAUGGGUACGGGUCGGUGACUAACGUGCGUGUAAACAGCUCCAUGACGACGGCCCAGGUGCUCAGAGUUCUGCUGAAGAAGUUUAAGAUCGAGAACAGUCCGGACGAGUUCAGUCUGUUCCUUAUUCACACCAGCGGAGACCACCCGUUGGCCGUGCGGAUCAUGGAGGGCCCCUGUGAGCAGGUCAGCAAGAUAUUCCUGAUGGACACAGACCAGGUGGAGGAGGUCACCCAUGAUGUGGCCCAGUACAUCAAGUUUGAGAUGCCCGUGUUACAAAGCUUCAUCACUAAGCUAAAAGAAGAAGAGGACAGAGAAGUUCAGAAACUGAAAAACAGGUACCAGUAUAUGCGCUGUAUGAUCGAGAAGCACAUGCAGACUCGACACCAAACCACCACCUGUGUGUGA
Messenger RNA from Alosa sapidissima (American shad), 882 nucleotides. RefSeq names its product Ras association domain family member 2b (gene rassf2b). The coding region runs from base 1 to 882 and encodes 293 amino acids. Lineage: Eukaryota; Metazoa; Chordata; Actinopteri; Clupeiformes; Clupeidae. Gene Ontology annotation, cellular component: cytoplasm; nucleus. The transcript has 10 exons. Gene Ontology annotation, biological process: signal transduction; positive regulation of protein kinase activity; positive regulation of JNK cascade. The record is from RefSeq and is a predicted model, not a curated record.